AUGAAAGCAAAAACGGUUAAAGGAAAUUGGAGCUUCAGAACGAACAAGCUCACUUUCCCCUACGUUUUUCUCAUAUGCAUCUUCUUCUUCCUUGCUGGAUUCUUCGGUUCUACUCUCUUCUCUCACUCUCAGGAUGGUGAUGGAUAUGGCUUGCGGCCGAGAAAGAUGCUGCUUGAAUCGGCGAAGGAGACGAAGUACAAUUUGAUGACUGCCGGAGAGUUUGGUGAUGAUUCCAUCACAUCGAUUCCUUUUCAGGUUUUGAGCUGGAAGCCGCGAGCUCUUUAUUUUCCUAAUUUUGCAACUGCGGAGCAAUGUGAAACCAUAGUUGCUGCAGCAAAGGUAGGCCUCAAACCAUCAUCAUUAGCUUUGCGCAAGGGAGAAACUGCGGAGAAUACUAAGGGAAUUAGAACAAGCUCUGGUGUGUUUCUUAGUGCUUCUGAAGAUAAAACAGGGACUUUAGAUGUCAUUGAGGAGAAAAUUGCGAGAGCGACAAUGAUUCCUAGGAGUCAUGGAGAGGCAUUUAAUAUCCUACGCUAUGAGAUUGGUCAAAGAUAUAAUUCACAUUAUGAUGCAUUCAAUCCUACCGAAUAUGGCCCACAAAAGAGUCAAAGGAUGGCUUCUUUUUUGCUGUAUUUGACUGAUGUUCAGGAUGGUGGCGAAACUAUGUUUCCGUUUGAGAAUGGCUUGAACAUGGAUGGUAGCUAUGGCUACGAAGACUGCAUUGGUUUAAAAGUAAAGCCAAGACAGGGAGAUGGGCUUUUAUUUUAUUCACUGCUCCCCAACGGCACAAUCGAUCAGACAUCACUGCAUGGGAGCUGCCCUGUGAUAAAGGGGCAGAAGUGGGUGGCUACGAAGUGGAUAAGGGAUCAUGAUCAACAGGAAGAACAGGAUGAUUAG
Lathyrus sativus (Indian pea) is the source of this 897-nucleotide messenger RNA. The record is from the annotation of a GenBank genome assembly. Lineage: Eukaryota; Viridiplantae; Streptophyta; Magnoliopsida; Fabales; Fabaceae.